Patella vulgata (common limpet) is the source of this 1603-nucleotide messenger RNA. Its product is annotated as neurogenic locus Notch protein. Lineage: Eukaryota; Metazoa; Mollusca; Gastropoda; Patellidae. The transcript is spliced from 7 exons. The record is from RefSeq and is a predicted model, not a curated record. Bases 23 to 1576 code for a protein of 517 amino acids.
CAUAAUGUAGGGAUGUAAAAUAAUGGCUAAUGUUCGUCUUAAUUGUGUUAUUAUUUUAGUAUCCUUCAUACUUUAUUACGUUACAGCUCUAGAAGUAUGUGAAGAUCAUUAUGUUAGUUGUCCACCCACAAGCUGUGGUGGUUAUCCCCUCGAGGCUUUGUACAGAACAAACUGUAUGAAAACUUGUGGGGUCUGUACUGAUGUGAAUCGAGCAUUAGGUAAACCAACAGUCCAGAGUUCACCACCAGGUAGUAGUAAUUCUAACAGAGCUGUAGACGGGGAUAUAAACAGUGACUAUAAUGGCAAUAGUUGUACAUUAAUAAAUGGUACCGGACAAACUCCUGAUUGGUGGUGUGUUGAUUUACAGAAUGUAUAUGACAUUGAUAGUGUAAAGAUAUAUAACACUAAUAAUCUUCAAAGGCGACUUCAGGGUUUCCAGAUGAAACUAGGAUUAUAUGGCGUAUGUGAUUCUCGAGGCUUUGGAUCAGCCACCACGUGUUACACUGAAGCUGGUCAGUCUAGUAAAGAUAUUUACACUAUAACGGAUUGUAAUCAUGCUUCACCUAUACCUCUAGUAGGAAGAUUUAUAUAUGUCAGCAUCAGUGAUGAAAUCAAGAACUCUGUACUCUCACUCUGUGAGGUCCGUGUUACAACAGGUACCAAAUGUAGCGCAGGUUACUACACAUAUAACACAACUUCCUGUUUACCAUGCGAUACCUGUAAAGAGAACUCGUGUAAUCCUGAUAGUGGGGUAUGUGGAGAUGGCUGUCUGGUUGGUUAUACCGGAAGCAUGUGUCAGACAUGUGAGGAUGGACUAUUUGGUCCAGUCUGUCGAUAUGCUUGUAACGUGGAGGCAUGUAGGGGUAACUGUGAUAGGGAAACUGGCGCAUGUCACGAAUGUAAACCAGGUUACCAUGGCACCAACUGUGAAUUGGAAUGUAACAAGGAAUGUGUCCAUGGAAGAUGUCUGAAAGCUGAUGGAACUUGUUUUACUAAUGUAGUAACCGAAACGAAAGAUGAGAAUCAUGUUGAUGAAGGAAUGGAUCGAUCUGUUGUAGGUGUUAUAGGAGUUAUUAGUGGAAUAAUAAUCACCUGUCUUCUAAUACUCGUACAUUUUAUUAUAAUAAAAAGACACAAAUUCUACAAGGUAAAUGACAGACCUCCAUCUUUUAGAGCUCCGUCUAUUCCUCCAGAAACUCCAAAACGUCACGAUUCGCUUCAACCUGUUUACACCGUGUCAUCCCAUAUGCGCUAUGUAGAUCUUGAUGACACUGAUAAUCAGUUUGAUUCCAUGUCUGAUGUGGGCGGUACACGAUCUUUACCGACCAGCAUGAUCGAGAGAUCAGCUUCGGAAACACGACCUGUACAGAAAAGGAUGAUGGAGAGACCACCCUUGGAAACACCAGACGAGUUGAUCAAGAAGAAACGAUUGGAGUCUCAGUGUAGUCAAAUAUCAGAGUGUAGCAUUCACGUGGAAUACAAGAAUGAAUCGUUUAAGUCGGAUGGAGACAUUACGUGUGAUUACGAAAUGGUCAAGAAUGUAAAAGAGCCAGAGCAUGUUUAUGACAGUAAAUAAAUAUAUGACCCAUUUUUUAUAUUUUUU